This is a messenger RNA of Cyphellophora europaea CBS 101466, 678 nucleotides long. RefSeq lists its product as uncharacterized. The transcript has a single exon. NCBI's taxonomy places the organism in Eukaryota, Fungi, Ascomycota, Eurotiomycetes, Chaetothyriales, Cyphellophoraceae. Bases 1 to 678 code for a protein of 225 amino acids. Gene Ontology annotation, biological process: response to heat; protein folding; response to hydrogen peroxide. The record is from RefSeq and is a predicted model, not a curated record.
AUGGCCGAAAUUCCUUACGCCGCUGCGCCAUUCUACACCGACCCAUGGACCACCACAUGGGUACCGCAGCACUACCCACUCCACCACCACCCGUUCGAGCACACGCGCCACGCCAUCGGACACGCCUUCAAGGAACUCGCAUCGUUCGGGAACCCGGCAGCACUGCCGCACACGCUGCUCUGCCCGCGCAUCGACCUGCGCGAGUCACCCACGGAGUAUUGCAUUGAUGUCGAGCUACCCGGAUUGAAGGACAAGCAUGACAUGACGCUCAAGUGGGUCAGUACCAGGACGCUGCUGUUGAGGGCGUUAGUGAAGGGAGAGGAUGGAGGAGUGAAGACAGAGGAGGCCGAGGCGGAGAAGAAAGAGGAGGAGGAAAUGGUGAAGAAGGAGGGAGAGGAGGAAAAGCCGGAAAACGAGGCCAACGGCGAAGAGGCCAAGCCGAAGGAGGACCCUGGCUACUUCAUGACGGUCCACGAGCGCAAGACCGGUGUCUACGGCCGCGCCUUCAACUUCCCCGUCGAUGUGAGCCAUGACGGCGCCACGGCUGAACUGGAGGCCGGCGUGUUGAAGAUUCUCGUGCCGAAGAUCUUGGAUCGAGAGAGGGUCGAUAAGGAAGUGCACAAGGUGGAAGUCAAGAAGCCAGCUCAGAUGGAUUGGUUGGCUUUCGCGCCAAUGUAA